Bombina bombina (fire-bellied toad) is the source of this 4803-nucleotide messenger RNA. RefSeq names its product lysophosphatidylcholine acyltransferase 2 (gene LPCAT2). The record is from RefSeq and is a predicted model, not a curated record. Gene Ontology annotation, molecular function: 1-acylglycerophosphocholine O-acyltransferase activity; calcium ion binding. The transcript has 15 exons. Lineage: Eukaryota; Metazoa; Chordata; Amphibia; Anura; Bombinatoridae. The coding region runs from base 111 to 1727 and encodes 538 amino acids. Gene Ontology annotation, cellular component: endoplasmic reticulum.
CUCAGACAUUGUGAUUCUUGUGCUUCAUGAAGAAAACGGAAGAUAGACUGUGAGUGUGAGGCUCUCCUGUGCCCUGUAACUUAGUGCUAGGACUAGUGUGUUCUGUAUAUAUGAUUGACAUGGUACAACAGAAGCGGGCACCACUUUUGCCUCGGCAGAAAUCAUUUAUCCCUCCACAAAUACCUAACCCAUUUGUGCAUGAAAUCAAUUUGUCUCCCACUGAUAAGAUACGGAUGUGGAUAUGCGCCAUAAUCCUUCUACCAAUCCGAGUUCUUCUCUUUGUUCUGGUGUUAGUAUUGGCCUGGCCAUUUGCAGCACUCGCUACAUGUUGCUGUCCAGAAAAGUCCCUGCAGCCACUUGGAGAAAGGAGAAGGAAAGUCACCCGAUGUCUUAUGAGUUUCUUUGGCCGUUUGCUCUUCCUUGCCAUGGGAUUUCAUGUUCGGGUAAAGGGAAGCCCUGCAAAUCCCUCGGAGGCUCCCAUUUUCGUGGUUGCGCCACAUUCCACUUUCUUUGAUGGCAUUGCAGUCAUUGUGUCUGGGAUGCCCUCUACGGUCACAAGGGCAGAAAAUGUUGAAGUUCCAAUAUUUGGAAGAAUUCUUCGUGCUCUACAACCUGUAUUGGUAUCUCGUGUGGAUCCAGAGUCUCGAAAAACCACAAUAAAUGAAAUAACACAACGAGCAACAUCAGGAGGGAAAUGGCCUCAGGUUCUACUUUUUCCAGAAGGAACCUGUACAAAUCGUUCCUGUUUAAUAUCUUUUAAACAAGGUGCUUUUCUUCCAGCUGUGCCAGUUCAACCGAUUCUUUUACGAUAUCCCAACAGUUUGGAUACUGUCACGUGGACAUGGCAAGGAUACCCCGCCUUAAAACUUUUGCUGAUGACUCUAUGCCAGAUCUGCACCAAUGUGGAAGUGGAGUUUCUGCCAGUUUACAUCCCAUCUGAGGAGGAGAAGAAAGAUGCCUUACUUUAUGCAAACAAGGUUCGACUAGUCAUGGCACGAGCUCUGGGGCUGCCGGUCACAGAUCACACUUAUGAGGACUGCAGGCUCAUGCUGACAGCUGGGGAGCUGACAUUACCCAUGGAGGCUGGACUUGUGGAGUUUACUAAAGUCAGCAAAAAGCUCAAUUUGAAGUGGGACAAUGUCCGAAAGCAGCUGGAGGUUUUUGCGUCUAUCGCUGGAUCAGCUAAAGGUGGCAGAAUCGGAAUUGAAGAAUUUGCCAAGCACUUGCAGCUGCCAAUGUCGGAUAUCCUCCGGGAGCUGUUUGCUUUGUUUGACAGAGACCGAGAUGGGACCAUUGAUUUCAGAGAGUACGUGAUAGGUGUGGCAGUGCUAUGUAAUCCUGCCAAUACCGAGGAGACUAUUCAGUUUGCAUUUAAGCUGUUUGAUGUUGAUGAAGAUGGUAGCAUCACAGAAAAGGAAUUCAGUUCUUUAUUGAGAUCUUCUUUGGGACUACCAGAUUUAGAUGUCUCCAAACUUUUUAAUGAUAUGGAUGCUGAUAAAUCUGGAAAGAUUAACUAUGAUGAAUUUAGGAACUUUUCCCUGAAUCACCCAGAAUAUGCCAAACUGUUCACAACUUACUUAGACCACCAGAGGUUUUAUAUGCAUGUGCUGCAGGAGGAGGAGGAAGAGGAGACAAACUUCCAGCCCUAUAUUACAGGAAAUAAGGUUUGUCCUGUCAUCCUGGAAGAAGAGAACCUCAGCACUUCAUCUGACAAAAAAGACGACUGAGUAAGAACCUUUUCAGGUACAUCACCUACAGCCUUGGAAGGAUGAAGGGGAUCAAAGUCUACUCACUGCCUAUAUGAGAGAAACCAAGUGACCUUUGAGAAAAUGUAAGAUCUUCUACACCCAUUGUCCCAUGGUGACACUGAGAUCCCUCACACGUAGGGCAAACAAAACAACUGAAGAAUACAAAUGACUGCUUAGAAAAAAUGGUGGAACAAGGGACGCACAAUCAUAUAUAUAACAAAGGAGAUACAGUAAUAAAGUGGACACACUGUCAUUUGUUAACAAACAACUAUAUGGUUUUUAUUUGCUGAUAAACGUUGCUUAACUUUGUUUUUGGAAAAUUCGCCAAAUACUGAGUUAUUUAUAAUUUAAUGAGGAUAAUUAGACAUUGUGGAAUAACAUAGUUUGUGGGGAUAAGCGAAUGUUUUGUAACAUUCGAAAAAUGUAUCGUGUUUUAACACAUUUGUUCACUCAUUUAGAAUUUCGAAUGUUUGUACAACAGUCUAACAUUUGUUUAAUGUAAUAGUAUUUCUAAUGCUAUCUUUAAAUGUAAUUUUCAUUUCGAAUUCUCUACUUCAAAUAUUGCAUAAUACAAAUCAAUAUAUUUGUAUAUAUUAUGUUUAAAUUUACUAAACUCCCUACAACAUGAACUAUUGAACUUCUGAAUAGUAUUUGUUAAAUCAAAUGUUAUAUUCGAAAUUUAAAAUGUGGAUAUUCAGUGUAAUUAUGAACAUUCAAAAACUAAAGUAACAUUCAAAAACCGAAAAUAAGAUUUGAUUACUGAAUUUUAAUGGAUUUUUGUUCUUAUCAGCAUUCAAUUGUCCAAAACUAAUGUCUACAGGACUAUUCAUUCUACCAAAUGAAUUGCACUUUCAGCACAUUAGCCCAUCCCUAAUACAUUCACUCGCAUUGCUAAUAAACUCUGAAAACGUUUUGUAAUUCAACUUUUCAAACUUGUCAGUGGAGGUUAUAUAUUAAAAAAAAAAGUAUUACUUCUAGUACUGAAAAUAAAAGCUUUUGCUGGCUAUUACUAAAUUUAUACAGGUGGCCCUCGUUUUACAACGGUUCAAUUUACACCGUUUCAGAAUAACAACCUUUUUUUCCAGUCAUGUGACUGCUAUUGAAAAGCAUUGAGAAGCAGUGCAUUUAUUAAAAUACUCAGUAGGUGGAGCUGUCCUCUUUUGUUGCAGCAAAGCCAAGCAAGCUGAAAUUAAUCAGUUUAACCAGACCUGAGCUAUCGAGCAGAUUUCAAAGGAACAAGAUCUUCCUGUCUUUAAAUCAGUCCAGAUUGGAAUGCAUACAAAGAACUGUUUGCAGAAAAAUGCAAGUGAAGUCUGUGUUGUGUGAUUAUUUUAUUAGGUUUAUAAUGCUGCUUAGCAAAUCUUUUUGUUCAUUUAACUUAGUUUAAUUAUAUAUUAUGUGUGUGUGAUUAUUUUAUUAGGUUUUUAAUGCUGUUUAGCAUUUAAAGUCUUCAUUUCAAAGCUUUAAAAAUAAUGUAUUAGGUGUUACUUAUGACAAUUUUGAGAGGGGGCUGGAACCUAUCUCCCUCACUUCCCAUUGACUUACAUUAUAAACUGGGUUUCAAUUUACAACGGUUUCUAUUUACAACCAUCCCUUCUGCAACCUAACCCUGGCGUAAACUGAGGGCUACCUGUAUAUAGUUAUUGAACCUUCUUUGUAAGAUUCUGAUCAACUGCUUCAGUGAUUCAGGAGGUAGGAGCCAUAUAGUGAUUCAGACACUGUAUUGCUCAAUCAGUUCUAGUCUAAGGAAUGGUGCUUCUGGUGUUUCUUGCUAGCAGUAGCUAUUAGAUAUUCUACUAAAAGUCAUACAUUAAACUAAAUUAAUCUCUUCCAUGAACCUUUAAGCUAUUUGAACUAAAUAAACUACUUACAAAAUAAAAAGUGAUGUUAUUUAACUUCAGGGUUAAUUAAUCCACUUGCAAAUACCCCAAAUUAUUGUCAUAAAUGCCAACGUUUAGAAUAAAAAAUGUAUUUCCAGGGCCAAUUUGCAGCAGAGCAACUAAGUAAGCAGGUUACUGGACUAUGGACCACGCCCACGAAUGCUUCCCAUAGCUCCACCCACUCCGCUAUGCCCCAAAACAUUCCAUUUAAAAUGCACAAAAUAUUUCACAUUGUAUUUUGUGAUCUAAUUUGUAAAGUGCAGGAGAUACUUAGAUGCCAGUCAACCAAAUUAGAUAUUUUAGUAUACUGUUGUAAUUUAAAGUGCAGGAGACUCACAGGCCACAAUAGGCAAACACAUACAUGAGACCAACAAAGAUGUAAAGCCAACACCUCAGGGACUGUCCCAGGAAAAUCAAAACAGCUGACAUUUUUUUUUUUCUUCAAUUUGAACUACACUUUUAGAGUGACAUUUUUUCAUACACUGAUAAGCUAAAUUAUAAUUAUACACUUUCUAAUGAGGUAGGUAUCCUGGGUUCAAUUUUUUUUGUACAUUUUGAGGAGGAUAAAAAGUGCAUUCUUUAGUUUUUCAAGUUUUUAAUAAUUUAUGACAGAAUAUUGUUUAACUUGUGUUUGAUUUGUGUCCUUUUAUUACAUUAAAGGGACAGUCAUUUGUAUUGUUGAAAAAGAUAGAUAAUCCCUUUAUUACCCAUUCCCCAGUGUUGCAUACCCAACAUAGUUAUAUAAAUAAACUUUUUACCUCUGUGAAUAUCUUGUAUCUAAGCCUCUGCAAACUGCCCCCUUAUUUCAGUUCUUUUGACAGACAUCCAUUUUAGCCAAUCAGAGCUGGCUCACCUGAACUCCAUGUGCGUGAGCACAGUGUUAUCUAUAUGACACACAUGAAAUAACACCCUCUAAUGGUGAAAAACUGUCAAAAUGCCCUGAGAGAAGAGGCAGCCUUCAAGGGCUUGGAAAUUAGCAUAUGAAAUUAGCAUAUGAACCUCCUUGGUUUAUCUUUCAACUAAGAAUACCAAGAGUACAAAGCAAAAUUAGUGAUAAAAUUAAAUUGGAAAAUUGUUUUAAAUUAAAUUCUCUAUCUGAAUCAUGAAAGUUUAUUUUGGACUAGACUGUCCCUUUAAAUUGUUUGACACCUCAAAUAAAAAGAAGAUAUUUUUAA